CCCAGGCUGAGCGUGGCCUGGGGCCAAGGGCGUCUAGAGCGGAGGGUGAUGGGAGCUGCCUGUGCGGUAGGAAACACUUUUUAGGCGCUUGUUUUGUACUAUCGCUGGAACCCACCGCUGCAGCACCCCCAAUUUCACAACCAGCGUGAGUCAGCUGGGUCGGCUGCGGGACCGCGAGGGGAAGAUUGCAUUUGGGUAUUGGCAGCCACCCAUUUGCCCGCCAAUGAAGUAUAUCCUGGUUACUGGUGGGGUCAUCUCAGGCAUUGGUAAAGGGAUCAUCGCCAGCAGUAUUGGGACCAUUCUCAAGUCAUGUGGACUCCGAGUUACUGCCAUCAAAAUCGACCCCUAUAUUAACAUCGAUGCUGGGACUUUCUCACCUUAUGAACAUGGUGAAGUGUUUGUUUUAAAUGAUGGUGGAGAAGUUGAUUUGGACCUGGGAAAUUAUGAAAGAUUCUUGGACAUUAAUCUUUAUAAGGACAACAACAUCACCACUGGGAAGAUAUAUCAGCAUGUGAUUAAUAAGGAGAGGCGUGGUGAUUUCCUGGGGGAGACUGUUCAAGUUGUCCCCCAUAUUACUGAUGCUAUCCAGGAGUGGGUCAUGAAUCAAGCCAAGGUGUCCGUGGAUAGUAAUAAGGAAGAUCCCCAGAUAUGCGUUAUUGAGCUGGGAGGCACUGUUGGAGACAUUGAAGGAAUGGCAUUUGUGGAAGCAUUCCGACAAUUCCAGUUCAAAGCCAAAAAGGAAAAUUUCUGUAAUAUUCAUGUCAGCCUUGUACCACAGCCCUGUGCUACUGGAGAACAAAAAACCAAACCCACACAAAACAGUGUCCGUUCGCUGAGGGGGUUGGGCUUGUCUCCAGAUCUGAUUGUCUGCCGUAGUUCAAAACCUAUUGAGAUGUCUGUGAAGGAGAAGAUUUCUAUGUUUUGUCAUGUGAGCCCUGAGCAGGUUGUCUGUAUCCAUGAUGUUUCUUCCAUCUACCGAGUGCCUCUUCUUUUGGAGGAGCAAGGUGUGGUUAAAUAUUUUAAAGAGAGGUUGGACCUGCCCAUCAGUGACUGUUCAAGUAAUUUGCUUUACAAGUGGAAAGCCAUGACUGACAGGUAUGAAAAACUGCAGAAAAUAUGCUCCAUCGCCCUGGUUGGUAAAUACACCAAACUCAGGGACUGCUAUGCCUCUGUGUUCAAAGCAUUGGAACACUCAGCCUUGGCCAUCAAUUACAAGUUGAAUCUGAUGUACAUAGACUCUAUUGAUCUGGAGCCAGUCAUGAAAGCUGAGGACCCUGUGAAGUUCCAUGAAGCUUGGCAGAAGCUAUGCUUAGCUGAUGGCAUUCUUGUGCCUGGAGGCUUUGGACUCCGAGGAACAGUGGGAAAACUCCAGGCAAUUUCUUGGGCAAGGACAAAGAAGAUUCCAUUUCUGGGAAUUUGCCUUGGGAUGCAGCUGGCAGUGAUUGAGUUUGCAAGAAACUGCCUGAAUUUGGAAGAUGCUAAUUCUACAGAGUUCGAGCCAAACACUCCAGUUCCAUUGGUAAUCGACAUGCCUGAACACAACCCUGGUGACUUGGGAGGAACAAUGAGACUGGGAUUACGACGAACUGUUUUCACAACUGAAAAUUCCGUCCUGAGGAAGCUUUAUGGUGACGUUCCUUAUAUAGAAGAAAGACACAGACAUCGGUAUGAGGUAAACCCUAACAUGAUCAACCGAUUUGAGGAGAAAGAUCUUUGCUUUGUUGGUCAGGAUGUAGAUGGGAAGAGGAUGGAAAUUAUUGAAUUGACAAGUCAUCCAUAUUUCGUUGGUGUCCAGUUCCAUCCUGAGUUUUCGUCUAGGCCAAUGAAGCCUUCCCCUCCAUACCUGGGGCUCUUACUUGCAGCAACCGGCAAUCUGAAUACCCACCUCCAACAGAUGAGCAGACUGUCGUACAGUGAUGCCUACAGUGAUGUCAGCGAUGACAGCUUCUCAGAGGCAAAGCUAGCUGAACUGGAAAUCAACUGAAGCUCUUUUUGCCUCAGGAAUGACAGGGGCCACCUGAAAGCCUCUGAAGUAAUUAUACUUAAGAUGAAAGAAUUAUCUGAAGAAACCACCACUCUGUUCCCUAGACACGGGCUAUGAAGAUUCAAAGGGAAUCGGAAAAUGUUUACUUCAUGAAACAGAACCAAAGGGAUUCUUUUCUUUUCCCUCUAGAGGCAGCCUGUAGCACUCAUGCAUUUCUGUACUUAAUUAAACGUUAUUCAGCAGCAAUCCUGGGGGCAGAAAGUGUUUUUGUGUCUUGUCCGGAACAUAGUUAAGUCAAAGUGGUGAGCAAGAACCAGGGGAGCUUUGCCUUCCCAAUAUGGUAUGGGGAAGGUGGCAGACAUGUGCUAUAACCAAUUUUGCGUUUAAAAAUGAGUUAUUCUUUUAGCUGGAUAUGAAGUAUAUGUUAAUGUGGGAGUUAAGAUGACUUCAGUUUCUCAUUCUGUUUAUUUCCAGUUAAAAGUGAAAUUUUGGGCUAGAGAUGGCUCAGUAGAAUGCUUGCUGUUUUUCCAGAGGAUCCGGGUUCAAUUCCCAGCACCCACAUGGCAGCUCACAACUGCCUGUAAUUCCAAGAUUUGACACCCUCUCACAAAUAUGCAUGCAGGCAAAACACCAAUGCAUAUAAAAUAAAAAUAAAAUUUUUAAAAAGUGAAAUUUAGCAGGUGCAAGACAUGGGGCUGUAAGUAAGUCUGUUUUCUCAGAUACAAAAUGUAAAGGAGAGCUGAAAACUCGGGAAUCAGGGUAAGUUGAGUCGAGUUCCUUCUCUUCAGCCCACAUAGUGGAAGAAGCAAAUCAGCUCCCACAAGUUGUCUUCUGACCCCUGCGUCACACACAUACACACCAAUUGUUUUUAAUUUUAAAAUUUAAUAAUCCUUUUAUUUUUAAUUAAAAUGAAUUUUUAUUAUUCUUUUGACAACCUUCUACAUGUACAGAAUGAAGUUUGGUCAUUUUCUCCCUUUAACACCCUCUCCCCUCGCAUUCUUACUGAAAGCCUUCUUCUCAACAAGUUCCCCUCAUGUCUUUUUGCUGUUUCAGUUUUUUGUGACUAUUGUCCUUUUCUUUUUGAGAUAACACUGUGUAGCUUAAUAUAGUCUUGAACUCACUGUGAUCCUCUGGCCUCAGCCUCCCAAGUGUUAGGAUUUUAGGUAUGAGAUACUAUGCCCUGCAUCAGCAAUUUUUUUUUUUUUUUGAGACAAGGUUUGUCUACAUAGCCCUGGCUGUCCUGAAACUCACUUUGUAGACCCGGCUGGCCUCAAACUCACAACUGCCUUUGCCUCUCGAGUGCUGGGCUUAAAGCUGUGCCCAAACAUGCUUGGCUAGCAUUUUUAUAGCAAAAAUAACUAUUUUAAAGUGGAUUGUACAGUAGCAUUCACUGAGACUGUACAACUCUCAGUUUAAUAUAGCGACUCCAGAAUUAACCCCUGUUCUUGUUAGUAGUAACUCCUCAUUCCCUAGCAACUGUUAGAUCCAGAUUGAUCGAGGGAACGUGGGAAUAAAAGAAAGUGCAGACCAACAUCUACAUGAGCAGAAUUAUUCUUUAACCAGAGCAACUGAAAGACAUCAGUCUCUCCUUGGACUGUGUGUGCAUGUGGUACAGAAAAGAGGACUUUGGGGAUGGCAGAUUCCAUCUGCAGAACAGUGCCCUGAAGGCUCAAGUGGUAGAUAGCAGGCUGGUAUGCUCAUCCUCCUAUUAGAAAAGUCCUGGGUCCUGACGACCAUAUGCUUUACCAGUCAAGUCAACUUUUCAGCCUAGACUUUCGCAGCCCACCUGAAGCUUUUGUUCUGAUUUUUGUCUUUAGCCCUUCAGCAGCUACCAGUCAUUUUGUAUAGAUUUUAUUACUCUAGUAGUUCGUACAAGUGAAACCGUAUGGCGCGUGUGAUCUUUUGUAUCUGGUUUCUUUCACUGACCUUAAUCUUGUCAAGGCUUACCCAAAUGGUCGCAUUCCUCCUUAUAGCUCAAUAAAAUUCUGUUGUCUAUGUUCA
Molecule: messenger RNA, 3985 nt
Organism: Myodes glareolus (Bank vole)
Lineage: Eukaryota; Metazoa; Chordata; Mammalia; Rodentia; Cricetidae
Gene: Ctps2
Product: CTP synthase 2
Biological process (GO): pyrimidine nucleobase biosynthetic process; CTP biosynthetic process
Cellular component (GO): cytoophidium; cytoplasm
Molecular function (GO): identical protein binding; CTP synthase activity
Source: RefSeq, a predicted model, not a curated record